AUGAACAAAAAAGGUGCAAUAAUCGCCGGCGCGUCGGCCGUCCUAUUAGUUUUAGCGGCCGUGAUUGUGGUCGUCUGCGUUGUGUUUUCGAAGAGAAACCACCAUUCGAGCACCGGCGCCGCCGAGCUCCCGGUGUCGGAGAAACUGCUGAAGGCCUUCUGCCAACCCACUGACCAUAGAGAGACGUGCGAAGCCGAGCUGUCGAAGGCGGCCGCCCAUGCCCGCUCGCCGACGGAUCUCACCGAGGCCAUCUUCCACGUCACGUCGGGGAAGAUCUCCGAGGCAAUCAGCGAGUCCAAGGCGCUCAUCGACGCCCUCCGGAACAUUAGUAAACGCACAUCGCGCGCGCUGCACAACUGCGGGGAGCUGCUCAGCUACGCCGUUGACGACCUCGAGGCGACCCUGGCAAGGCUUCAAGGAGAGGUUCACAGCGUCGGCGAUCUCAAAACCUGGAUCAGCGCCGCGCUCACGUUUCAGGAGACAUGUCUCGACGGGCUCACGGACAGCGCCGAGGCGACGUCCAAGAUGAGCGCCGCGCUCGGCAGCGCGCUAGAGCUCACGGAUGACAUCCUGGCCGUCCUCGACCAGUUGCCGGUGGCGGUGACGCUCCAGGUAGAGGAAGACAAUGCAGUGCCAAACCUGGUGGUCGAGUUGAAGCCUAACAUGACGGUGUCGUCGGACGGCAGCGGGGACUUCAAGACCAUCAACGAAGCUCUGGCCAUGGUGCCUCGCAAGAGCGCGCAGGUCUACGUCCUGUACGUGAAGGCCGGCGUUUAUAGGGAAUACGUGUCGGUGCCCAGUGACGUCAUCAACCUCGCCAUGAUCGGCGAUGGCGCCUCCAAGACUGUCAUAACCGGCAGCAGGAACUUCAUGAUGAACCUCACCACCAAGGACACGGCCACCAUGGAGGCAAUCGGGCACGGCUUCUUCAUGAGGGACAUCAAAGUGGAGAACACGGCGGGGCCUGCGAAGCACCAGGCCGUGGCGCUGCGCGUGCAGAGCGAUCAGGCGGUGUUCCACCGGUGCACCUUCGACGGAUUCCAGGACACGCUUUACGCGCACGCCAUGCGCCAGUUCUUCCGCGACUGCACCAUCUCCGGCACCGUCGACUUCAUCUUCGGCAACUCGCAGGCGGUGCUCCAGAACUGCCUCAUCCUGGCGCGCAGGCCCAUGGACGGCCAGAAAAACACCGUCACGGCACAGGGGCGGCGCAAGAGGCGGUCGGCCGGGGGCACGGUGCUGCACAACUGCACUGUGGCGGCUCAUCCGGACCUGCUAGAGGCGGGCACCGUAGUCAGGACGUACUUGGGGCGGCCGUGGAAGGAGUACUCCCGGACGAUCUAUGUCCAGAGCGAGCUCGGCGCGCUCGUCGACCAGGCGGGGUGGCUCCCUUGGAACGCCAGCAGCUUUGCCUUGGACACACUCUUCUACGCGGAGGUGGACAACCGCGGGCCUGGCGCCGAUACCGGCAAACGCGUCAAGUGGGGCGGCAUCAGGAAUCUCACAUACGAGGAGGCGCAGGAGGAGUUCACAGUCGACACCUUCCUCCAGGGACAACAGUUCAUCCCCAAGUACGGCGUGCCGCUCAUCCGAAGGCUGUUGCCGAGGAGUGUUAGAACUUAG
Molecule: messenger RNA, 1623 nt
Organism: Lolium rigidum
Lineage: Eukaryota; Viridiplantae; Streptophyta; Magnoliopsida; Poales; Poaceae
Product: pectinesterase-like
Exons: 2
Coding region: 1-1623 (540 amino acids)
Biological process (GO): cell wall modification
Molecular function (GO): pectinesterase inhibitor activity; pectinesterase activity
Source: RefSeq, a predicted model, not a curated record